This is a messenger RNA of Neurospora tetrasperma FGSC 2508, 271 nucleotides long. RefSeq lists its product as uncharacterized. The transcript has 2 exons. The record is from RefSeq and is a predicted model, not a curated record. NCBI's taxonomy places the organism in Eukaryota, Fungi, Ascomycota, Sordariomycetes, Sordariales, Sordariaceae. The coding region runs from base 46 to 216 and encodes 56 amino acids.
CUGUAGUCAAGUUAUGCCGCGCCUGCGCGCUACCCUUUUGAAUCCAUGCAGAGGUGUGGAGCAGAGGUGUUUCCUCACACCUUCCUCCUUUCUCUUCCCUUUCCCCAUGCUCCCAUACCUAUUAAUGCGCUAUAUGCGCUAUAUCAGUGUCUUGGUGGGCAGGAAGGAGAAAGAAGGAGACUUAGUUUGGUACACUCGUUUGAACCUUACGUGUAGGACCAAUGGAGGGGGGUCCGGAUCGUGAUCGACAUCCCAAACUAUAAUAAUUCCC